This is a messenger RNA of [Candida] anglica, 639 nucleotides long. The record is from the annotation of a GenBank genome assembly. Lineage: Eukaryota; Fungi; Ascomycota; Pichiomycetes; Serinales; Debaryomycetaceae.
AUGGAAAACAUUCAAAACGUCAAAAGAUUCAUCCAGCAGUUGGACUCAUCCACUGCCGGUCUUGCCAAGAAACUCCACCCAGUGCUCAGCAAGCCCUUGGAUGAACAGGCAGCACAAUGUGAAUCCCCAGUGGCCCAAAUCAAACUCUACAACAACUAUCUCUACGUCUUGAUUUCCGUCUUGUACGCCUACCUCAAGUCCAUUGGGACCGACACCACGCAACACCCCAUCAUGAAGGAACUCACCAGAAUCAAAACAUACAUGGCCAGACUCAAGGAGUUGGAGGCCAAGCUCUCGCAGAAGGACACCUCGGAAGAGGACGCCCUCAAGGCCAAGUCAUAUCUCCAGCAUACCCUUGGUGGCAAGGUGAAUGGAGGUGGUGCAGCCCAGACCAGCUCGUUAACCACCCCUGCCAUCAGUUCUGGAAACUUUGGGAAACACACGAAAUUUGACGACAAGGAAGACGAUGAGGCCCACGAACGAGCCCUUGACUCCUCCGAGGGAGCAGCUAAGAAGAGUGGCAAGCCAAUACAGAAGAAGACCUCUCCCAGCAAUUUGCCUAAGAAGCCAACAACUACAUCGAAGGUGACAAAGCCGAAGAAGACAAAGGCCAAGGUGGUGAAGAAAGUGGUACGUUAG